Messenger RNA from Amoebophrya sp. A25, 369 nucleotides. The record is from the annotation of a GenBank genome assembly. Lineage: Eukaryota; Dinophyceae; Syndiniales; Amoebophryaceae.
GUCCACUGGAUCCUAACCAACAACAGUAUGACGAUCUAACCGCGGAACUGAAGAUCAUAGAAGGCGAUUUUGCUAUCGUCGCCAAACAAUUCGAGACGUUACAACAGGAAAUACAAAGACAGGCGGGUGGUCUAGCUAGUCCAGGCCAAGAGAAACAAGCACAGGAAUUGCAACAGAAGUUAUGGACGAACAAGGUUUUGAUUCUCUUCAGUCUUAUUUAGUCGUGUACUAGUCGUGCUAGUAUUAGAAGCGGGCGCGGCUACCUCUGGUAGUGGUACAGCCACAGCCUCCAGAGCUCGUGCUAACGACUUUGCAGCCAACGAUCGCCUAUAGAUCAUUCUCCUCUAACUCCAGCCGGUAAAAUGGAAG